Brassica napus (rape) is the source of this 612-nucleotide messenger RNA. RefSeq names its product secreted RxLR effector protein 161-like. The coding region runs from base 1 to 612 and encodes 203 amino acids. The record is from RefSeq and is a predicted model, not a curated record. The transcript is spliced from 2 exons. Lineage: Eukaryota; Viridiplantae; Streptophyta; Magnoliopsida; Brassicales; Brassicaceae.
AUGGAGAUGACAAAGGAGUUCGAGAUGACCGACAUUGGAUUGAUGUCAUACUACCUUGGCAUUGAAGUAAAGCAAGAAGAAAAUGGAAUCUUCAUUACUCAAGAAGGAUAUGCUAAAGAGGUGCUUAAGAAGUUCAAGAUGGAUGACUCAAAUCCAGUUUGCACGCCAAUGGAAUGUGGAGUCAAGCCCGACAUCCUACACUCAGUUGGAGUUGUGAGUCGAUACAUGGAGCAUCCAACAACAACUCAUUUCAAGGCAGCCAAGAGGAUCUAUAUCAAAAGUACAAUCAACUUUGGCUUGUAUUACUCUAUUUCUGACGAUUACAAGCUUGUUGGAUAUAGCGAUAGCGAUUGGGGUGGAGACGUAGAUGACCGGAAAAGCACAAGUGGCUUCGUAUUUUUCAUUGGAGAAACCGCUUUCACAUGGAUGUCAAAGAAGCAACCAAUUGUCACUCUUUCUACUUGUGAAGCGGAGUAUGUGGCAGCUACUUCAUGUGUUUGCCAUGCUAUUUGGUUACGAAACUUGCUAAAGGAGCUGAACUUACCACAAGAGGAGCCAACGAAAAUCUUUGUGGAUAACAAGUUGAUAUCUUCUCAAUUUGCUUUGUUUUAA